Molecule: messenger RNA, 1297 nt
Organism: Xenopus tropicalis (tropical clawed frog)
Lineage: Eukaryota; Metazoa; Chordata; Amphibia; Anura; Pipidae
Exons: 9
Coding region: 102-1289 (395 amino acids)
Cellular component (GO): extracellular region
Source: RefSeq, a predicted model, not a curated record
CGCCAUCUUUGCAAUCCUAAAUGUGCAGACACCUGGUUCUAGGCUGGCAGAUACUACAUUUACUAAAGACCUGAUGCUCAGAACACUGCCACAAAAUCACCAUGAAGGGAUUCCUUACCGGAGCCUGCGUAAUGUCUGCUGUUAUUGCAACAGUGUAUUCCCUAUAUUGCCUUAGAUGUUUUGAAAGUAAAAAACGCUGCCUUACAUAUAUGGAGUGUAAAGAAGGGGAGGUGUGCCUGACUUCAUAUGAAAAUACACUAUAUUAUCUUGGUGAAACUUUGCAUACACCUAUUUGGAGCGGGUGCUGGCAAAGCGAGGAUUGUAACGUAAAUAUCAGCUUUUCAACUCCGCUUAUAAAAGUAAGAUAUGCCACAAGCUGCUGUAAUACGGACAACUGCACCGCCCCGACCCCGACCCUGAUGCCACUGAACGCUGAGAAGAACGGCCACACGUGCCCAGCCUGUCACGGGGAGAACUGCAUCCCACAAUACUCCAUGGCCUGCACCGGGGAAGAGAAAACCUGCAUCCACUUCAACUCAUUUUUAGGAUAUUCAAGGGGCUGCGCGACAACCGAUCACUGCAAUGCAACUUAUAUCGUAAAUCCAUCCCUUAAUAAUCGCUAUAUAUGCAACAGAAACGACACCACCCUUUCCCUGCCUGUCAGAAACUUCUUGUUCUGUCAAAGUUGUUAUUAUAGAACCAAAACCUGCUACACAAAGUUACAACUUUGUGGUGUUCAGGAAGAUGUUUGUGUGACGGAGAAAAUAAGGACCAUACACAACGGACAAGACGUCACUUAUGUUAAUAAAAGAUGCGGGCAAGCAAGAGAGUGCAGCCGAGUCGGCACACUGAGAAGCAAUAAAAAGAAGAUUGGAAUCAAUACGACGUGCUGUUCCACUAGUGGUUGCAAUCCGCCCGUUCCCAUCUCUCCUCCCAUGGACUCAGAACCCAAUGGGCUGACCUGUCCCUCUUGCUACGUCUCAAAUUCGGAUACAUGUUUGCAGAAAUACCCGAUGAAGUGUGUUGGAAAUGAGAGUCACUGCAUCCACUACAUAAGUAAAGAUACGUUUGAAAAUGAUGUGACUAAAGAGUCCUUUCAUGGCUGUACCACAGACAGCAUUUGCAAAGCCGGAUCAUCAAGAAGACACUUCUCGUACCCAGAAAUCAAGGCAAUAAGAACGACUAGAAUGGAUUUGACCUGCAGUAAGGCUCUGGGGCUGAAUAAUGCUGUCCAACCCCCUCUGGUGUCUGUAAUUAUAGGCUUGAGAGUCAUAAACUCUAUAUUCUAAAAAAAACC